Cataglyphis hispanica is the source of this 1430-nucleotide messenger RNA. RefSeq names its product proline-rich protein PRCC. The transcript is spliced from 4 exons. The record is from RefSeq and is a predicted model, not a curated record. Gene Ontology annotation, cellular component: nucleus. Lineage: Eukaryota; Metazoa; Arthropoda; Insecta; Hymenoptera; Formicidae. The coding region runs from base 184 to 1380 and encodes 398 amino acids.
GUCAAUUCUGAAGUAUACAAUCAUAACGCGAACGAGAUAUACAUCAGCAGCAGCAACUUGAGUGAUCCAGUAAUCCUAAAUCCAGUAAUCUCGAGACUUUUCGACUCUUCGAGCCUUGAGUAUCUCCUCAACAGUGCCUGUGAGUGUACACAAGCAAGUGUAAAUUAUAUUAGUCUAUUAAAGAUGAGUCUUGUAGCAUAUGACAGCAGUGAUGAGGAUUCUGAAAACGAGGGGAAGUUUAAGGAUGAGAAAGAAGAAAACGACGAUACAGAACAUAACGUGAAAGAUUUACUCAAUAUGCUACCAAAACCUAGAAAUUUAAGUUCCGCAAAGAAUAUCAAAGAGAAUGAGGAUGAUAUCUUGUUGCAAAAUAAAACAGAAAAUCAAUUCAUAAAGCCAACAAAAAAGCAGACUGUGAAAAUAUCAGUGCCUUCUUUAUCAGAGUUUAAGGAUCUUGAGGAAGAGAGGGAAGAAAAACCUGCUAAGAUGAUACAGUCAUCACAAAAAGGCUGUGGACUUUUUGCAAUCUUAGGAGCACCAAAACAUGAGACUACACGUAAACCUUUAAUACCUCAAACUGUCAAGAAUGCAACAGCACGAGCAAAUAUUCAACAAUCAGAAAUAACAAGGAAAUCUAGUACAAGUCAGAAUGAUUCUAAAAUAAAAAAACAAACUUUAGAUAAAUCGAAUGAAUCGAGUUUUGAUGAUGAUGAAGAAGAUACAUCAGUAGAUUUCUUUGGAUUAGAUACAAAUAAAAAUAUAUUGGACAACUCUGUAUCAGCAUUACUAGAUCUAGAGUUAUCUUCAGAUGAUCUUAUAUAUAAGUCGAGUGCUAAAGAAGCCUCACUUGUAAAACAUAUAGAUCAUACAAUACAUAAUUCUUCCUCCAUUAAUUCUGAUAUUUUAACAAAUAAUCAAUCGAGUAAUUCAAGCAAAACGUUAACAAGUAAUGUUAUAAAUUUACCUAAGGAAGAAAUAUUAUUAAAAAACAAAGCAGAAGUUGGUCCAAAACUACCUGUCCCUGAGCAAGAAUAUAAUGUUGAUAUGCAAGGUAAUGUAGCCUUUGAUGAAAAAGCAAUCGAGUAUCUUUGUGGAAAACGAGGUACAAAACGCAAAGAGAUGACAACAUCAGAUAUUAUUGAAAUAAAUGGUGAAGAUAUAAAACCAGAUCAAAGAGAGUGGUUAGUGAAGGCAUUGACAGAGGAACCUGUGCAGAGGCCAGUAUCUAUGCAAAGUUGUGGAAUUAAUUCACAAUCCAAGAAGAAACAUCAAAUAACUUAUCUAGCGCAUCAAGCAAAAGCUAUGGAAUUAGAACUGAAAAAUCAAUGGUCUCAGAAUAGAAUGGCACGAAAACAAACAAAAUCGAAAUAUGGUUUCUAAAAAUAAAAAAGAAUUUUGUAAAAUUUUUUUAUAAUUAUGUGUGGCACAUG